This is a messenger RNA of Diabrotica virgifera virgifera (western corn rootworm), 1094 nucleotides long. Its product is annotated as NPC intracellular cholesterol transporter 1-like. Bases 153 to 1094 code for a protein of 313 amino acids. NCBI's taxonomy places the organism in Eukaryota, Metazoa, Arthropoda, Insecta, Coleoptera, Chrysomelidae. The transcript has 6 exons. The record is from RefSeq and is a predicted model, not a curated record.
CCAGUGAUUGUUUAAUGACCAUCCGUCCCUUUGUUUUCGUUUCGACCUGUCUAUUAACUAAAACAGGUGGAUGAUUAAUUCUUCAUGAUUUUAAUUAAAAUAUAAAAUCAAUUUUUAUUAGGUAGUUAUAGUCCAAAGUGUUCAGGUGCAAAAUGUUCAAGGCUGCCAAGCUUAGAUGUUUCAUUAUAUUGCUAGUGUUUUUCGCUGUAGCUAAUAAGGCCGAUGAAGCUAGUCAAGAUGCAGGUGGUCACUGUAUAUGGUACGGCGUCUGCUAUACAGACGAAGACGACUUAAGUAAAAAUUGUGUAUAUAAUGGUACUGCUAAGCCACUUAAUGAUACAGACGCCAUUAGUAUACUUAAAAGAAGAUGUCCGUAUAUUUCGCCAGACGCCACUUGCUGCGACGCCGAGCAGCUCAAACUCCUGGACAGCAAUCUCCAACAAGCCCAGUCUCUGCUGAGCAGAUGUCCCUCCUGUAUGAACAACUUCGUGAAGACGUUUUGUCACUUUACCUGUUCCCCAACACAAUCCAAAUUCAUGCAUGUCAAUACCACAGAACUAAAUCCAGAAACGAAUAAAACAUACAUCACAGAUGUGGAUGUAUACUUGGAUAACACCUAUAUGGAGGGUGCUUACAAUUCCUGCAAGGAAGUCAGUGUACCAGUCACUGGAGGAAAGGUAAUGAACCUUAUGUGUGGCCAAUAUGGCGCCGAAAAGUGUAAUCCUCUGAGAUGGUACCACAGUUUAGGAGACUAUCCAAAUACACCGGGUGUACCGUUCCACAUUGAUUUCAUCAACGCUACUGGUCCUACCAAUGGAUACACGCCUCUGACUGCCGAUAUAAUUCCUUGCAGCAAGUCUGUAGAUGGUAAGUCACCUCCAUGCAGUUGUGUCGACUGCGAAGACAGCUGCCCAGCACCACCUCCACCCACUCCUCCCCCAAAACCAUUAGGCCUAGAUGGUUACGUUUUCAUCAUGAUCAUGGUAUUUAUUAUCGUUUCCUCCUUGUUUCUUCUUUACAAUUUUAUACACAACAGAAAUUACUCAGGUAUUUCAGAUCAGAAUUAUUACUUCUGUAUAAAACUAACAUCUUAA